Zophobas morio is the source of this 1146-nucleotide messenger RNA. RefSeq names its product charged multivesicular body protein 5 (gene Vps60). Gene Ontology annotation, cellular component: multivesicular body. The record is from RefSeq and is a predicted model, not a curated record. The coding region runs from base 105 to 776 and encodes 223 amino acids. The transcript has 3 exons. Gene Ontology annotation, biological process: vesicle budding from membrane; late endosome to vacuole transport via multivesicular body sorting pathway. NCBI's taxonomy places the organism in Eukaryota, Metazoa, Arthropoda, Insecta, Coleoptera, Tenebrionidae.
UUGACGCUUGACAGUCUUGACACCUAUCAAACGCAAUUUCUAAUUUCACACAAUUGAAUAUUCUGUGUGAUUCAUACCUUAGUAUCUAAACAGAGCCCCCAGACAUGAAUAGACUCUUCGGCAGAGGCAAGCCCAAAGAACCGGGCCCCAGUAUAACGGACUGCAUCGCCGGAGUGGAUCAGCGGGCCGAAGGCGUCGAGAAAAAAAUACAAGCCCUGGAAAAUGACCUCCGGAAAUUCAGAGACCAAAUGUCGAAAAUGCGCGAAGGCCCUGGUAAAAACGCGGUCAAAGCGAAAGCCAUGCGAAUCCUCAAACAGAAGAAAAUGUAUGAACAACAACUCGACAAUUUACGGGGGCAGUCAUUUAAUAUGGAGCAGGCGAAUUACGCUCAUCAGGCGCUGAAAGACACGCACACUACGGUCGUGGCGAUGAAGGAUGGAAUGAAGCAGAUGAAGAAGGAGUUUAAGAAGAUUAAUAUAGAUGAUAUUGAUGAUGUGCAGGAUGAGUUGGCUGACUUGAUGGAGCAAGCUGACGAGGUGCAGGAGGCACUAGGUAGGAAUUAUAACACUCCUGAGAUUGAUGAGGAUGAUCUGGCGGCUGAAUUGGACGCUUUGGGUGAUGAAAUAGCACUUGAUGAUGAUACAAGUUAUUUGGAUGAUGUGCUCAAGGCUCCAGAGGCACCGAACAACAAACCAGAGAAAGAAACAGAGAAGAAUAAGGAUGGAAUUCCUGUAGAUGAGUUCGGAUUGCCUCAAAUUCCCAGUCAUACUAACUAAAAGUGAUGCCUUCAAGCCACAUGUAAGCCUUUUGCUGUUGUAAAUAUGUAUUUUAAUGCAGUUAGAGUAUGGAUAGGAACAAUACAAUAAAUCUGGUGGCACUUUAAAAAAUUCUAAAUCACGAUAAAGUGGAACGCUGUUUUAUUGUCUUAAGUUUGUUAGUUAUUGAGAAAAUAUAAUGUUAAAUUUGCACGGAUUUUUAAGUAUUAUAGGAAACAAACGUGAUUUUUUCCUAAAAAUAAAACUGCGUUCUAGAUUAUAGAAAUAGACAAAUGUUCACAAGUUGAUUUUAUUUCAUUAUAAACGUGAUUACAUGUAUAUUUUUUUCAAUUGUGCUUUUAUAUUUUAUUAAUAAAGUAUUAACAUUUCA